AUGGGCACCCACAGCAGUGUGCAGAGGUACCAGGAGCACUGCAUGGGCACCCACAGCAGUGUGCAGAGGUACCAGGAGCACUGCAUGGGCACCCACAGCAGUGUGCAGAGGUACCAGGAGCACUGCAUGGGCACCCACAGCAGUGUGCAGAGGUACCGGGAGCACUGCAUGGGCACCCACAGCAGUGUGCAGAGGUACCGGGAGCACUGCAUGGGCACCCACAGCAGUGUGCAGAGGUACCGGGAGCACUGCAUGGGCACCCACAGCAGUGUGCAGAGGUACCGGGAGCACUGCAUGGGCACCCACAGCAGUGUGCAGAGGUACCGGGAGCACUGCAUGGGCACCCACAGCAGUGUGCAGAGGUACUGGGAGCACGGCGCAGGCACCAACAGCAGCGUGCAGAGGUACCAGGAGCUUGCCAGGACUCCAGGGCACACCAGUCCUACCUGCCCCACAGCUUUUGCUUCCAAUCAUCAUGUCAGACGUGUGGCCACGGGCCAGAGGUUUGUGGUCGGCGCAGGGUCACGAUACAGGGCGUGGCCAUGGCUGUCCAGUGUGCUGCCCGGGGAUGGCGAGGGCUCAGCGACAAGGCUCUUCCUGGUUGGGAAGAGUGGAGCAGAGAAAAGCACCACUGAGAACACUUUCUUCAAAGAACACGUGUUCAAAUCCAAUUUGACCAAGCUGAUGACCGUGAGCUGUGCACAAGCGCAAGGGCUCUGCAAUGGCAAGGACAUCACGGUCAUUGACACGGCCGGUAUUUUUCAUCCAAGAACGGCCAUCAGUGAGGUGUACAAAGAAAUUACUCAUUGCGUCAGGCUGUACUUGCUGGGCCUCCACACACUGCUGCUGGUAACCAAGCUGGGCCAAUUCAUCGAGGAGGACAAGGAGGCCAUGCAGAGACUGCAGGAUACUUUUGGCGCUGAUGUUUUGAGGCACGCAAUCAUCCUACUCACCCAUGCAUAAGACCUGGCGGGGACGUUGCUGCACGAUUACCUGCAGUAUUGAGACAACAGAGCGCUCCAGGACCUCAUCCUGCGGUGUGGGAGCAGGUACUGUGGCUUCAACAGCAGAGCAGUAGGUGCCAAAUGGGAGCAGCAGGUUGUCAAGCUGAUGGGGAUGGUCUACUGCGUGGUGUGGGAGAACGGGGCCAAGUGGUACAGCAACGACAUGUACUUGGAGCCCAGUUUAACGGAAGAGAAAGUGGAGUAUCACAUAGGGAGGUACAAAGCAGAGAGGAAAAUGAUGGAGCAGUCCAGAGCUACACCAUGCAGGAUAAUUGUGGGUUGUGGGAUAAUUCUUUUUGUCCUUGCUCUGUUUUUCCUGAUUUUCCUUAUUUAUGCUGAACUUCUUUAUUUUUUCCUGAUUUCCUUAUUUCGUGGUAGUGAUGAAUCAUAGAGUCACAGGAAUAUUGAGGCUGACAGGGACCUCUGGAGAUCAUCUAGUCCAACUAAAAAGCAGGGUUCCCCAGAGCUGGUUGCCCAGGACUGUGUCCACUUAGGUUUUGGACACCUCCAGGGAUGGAGACUCCACCACUCUCCAGGCAGCCUGUGCCAGCAGUCACCCUCAAAGUGAAAAAAGUUUUCUGAUGUUUAAAUGGAAUUUCACAUGUUUCUGUUUGUGCCCAUCCCCUCUCAUCCUGGCACCGGGCACCACUUGGUCUCCAUCAGGUGAGGACAGGAUCGCCCUCAGCCUCCUCUUCUCCAGGCUGAACAGUCCCAGCUCUCCCAGCCCCUCCUCAUCUGUCAGAUGCUUCAAUGCCCCAGUCAUCUUCACAGCCCUUCACUGCACCCGCUCCAGCGUGUCCACGUCCAUCUGGCACAUGGAGCGCCACAGAUACAUGCUGCUCUCCAGCCCAGGGAGUCCUCAUGUAAUUAUCACUAUUUCCAAGGGAGAUUAUAAAUUAAAAUACUUCAAACCCACCAUUCCUGGCCUGGCACCAUCCUACCACGCUGCCACACACAGCCCUGGGCGCCCUGAUUUACUGCUGUGCGUGCAGUCGCUGCUGCCACUGCUCUUGGAGAAGCCACCAAACGCUUGCUUAUCAAGUGUGAUAGAGACACGAGGGCUGGUUGGGAAGGGAGAGAAGAGAUGGUGGCAGCCCUUCUCUGCCGGGCCAGGAGUGCAAGGGUGGCUGUGGGACCUGCACUGUUCCUCAGACCAAAGCAGUCCCUGCCCCAGGGCACGGUGUCAGGACCUAUCACCCUUCCCCUGCCUCCGAUGUCCAUCAGGGAGCUGCAGCUGGGGUCAGCUGGGCAGGGGACAUUUUGUUUUCCUCCCUAGGUCAGUGAAAAUAUGAGAUGAGGGAAGACCCAUGCAGAUGGCCUGGGAAGUCUGGCAGGGCCUUUGCCUGCGGCACUGGGGUCUCUCCCUGGUGUCUUGGAGCUUUCAGCUCUGUCCCGCAGUGCUGGUCCCAUGGGUGCGGACACGGGGGACAACAGUGAUCUCCUCUCAGCUCCAGGCCAGUUCAUCUGGGUUUCCUGUGCAAUGCAGUUGCAUUUCAGUGACCUCGGCAGAGCCACAGACGCCUUGAGGGUCGGCAAAAGGCUCCACAGAGCUGAGAGCAUCAGCAAAGCACCAGGGUAAAAGAGGGGGGGUCCUCCCAGAGGGAUCCACUGCAGAGUGGGCAAGAGAUGGGUCUGUGCGGGGCCAUGGCCGGGGCCAGUGCCCACGGUGGCUCCAAGAACAGCACUGGGAGUGUUUGAUGCCGGCACUGGAGAUGUCUCCUGAGCCAGGGAAAGUCCAGCCUGGUGGCUCAGUGGGAAACCAGCCCAGGGUGUGAGCCCGCUACCAAAGGUCCUGUGAACAGGCUUUUUCCAUGGCUGCAGUGAGCUCUAGGCAUUGCAGAUAACAAAGCUCAGGGCAGGCGAAGGGAAGCAUGGAUAACCUCAGCUUUUGCAGAAAGGGCAGCUCCCCUUCCUCACCCCCGGCCCAUCCUCCCUAAACAGGAAGGAGAGGGAGGAUGCUGUUCCCCUGCCUGUGGCCCACAACAUCCCCUGCAGUGCAGUGCCUGCUGAGUUGGCAGGGCUGAAACUCCUCUGCUCCCUGGGGAGUGGGGACUGAUCGCCCUCCAUUUGAGCCUCCCGGGGCUCAGCAUCACAGUGAAAAACAGUUGUGAAA
This is a messenger RNA of Grus americana (Whooping crane), 3117 nucleotides long. Its product is annotated as GTPase IMAP family member 5-like. Gene Ontology annotation, molecular function: GTP binding. NCBI's taxonomy places the organism in Eukaryota, Metazoa, Chordata, Aves, Gruiformes, Gruidae. The record is from RefSeq and is a predicted model, not a curated record.